CUGCCCGUAGACUAAAAAAAAAAACAGUUUUCAAUUUUCAUCAGUGCACUUUUUUUGCAAAACCUUCAGGUUUUCAGUCUGCGAUCAUUAGAAUUUGAUGAAGAUCAUUACAAAGAUGAAUGCAGUAAUAAAAACGAGGCCCGUUAUUAAAUAUGUUCCCUGCACUUUUGGAACAACCAAUAGUGCAAUUCGUUGCAUAACAAAUAAAAGUGAAGAUGUUACCACUCAUACAGGCCAAAAAUGGGAUGCUGAUGAUUAUAGACUUGCAAGAUUUUCUCUAGCUGCAAAACAAGUUAACCCCAACUGGGCUAUUAAAUUAAUUGAACAGGUACCACCAAAAGAAGUAACCAACCGAGUAGUAUGGUGUGAUGGAGGUAGUGGUCCAGAGGGCCAUCCUCGAGUAUAUAUAAACUUGGAUAAACCUGGAAAUCACUCUUGUGGAUAUUGUGGACUAAGAUUUGUCAAAAAAGACCACUAGUUUGCAAAAUAUUAGAACCUGCGCAUAGUCAUAUAAAAUAGAACUUUUAAAAUGGUACCAAUAAAACAAAAAUGUGAAUAA
Molecule: messenger RNA, 559 nt
Organism: Pararge aegeria (speckled wood butterfly)
Lineage: Eukaryota; Metazoa; Arthropoda; Insecta; Lepidoptera; Nymphalidae
Gene: ND-13A
Product: probable NADH dehydrogenase [ubiquinone] iron-sulfur protein 6, mitochondrial
Exons: 3
Coding region: 98-478 (126 amino acids)
Biological process (GO): mitochondrial electron transport, NADH to ubiquinone
Source: RefSeq, a predicted model, not a curated record